CCGUCUUUUGCGCUGAUCCUCUCAACACCCGCCCGCCGAACUCAAUCGCGUCGAGUCGCGCGACAAGCAUGCCACUCAGACCGGAGAGAUAGACCAUCUGCACAAUUCCUCCGCCAUUUGGCCGUCGCGAGGCUUCCCUCGAGAUUAUGACAGACAAGCUGCCACCGCUGUCGACGCCCAUCGCGCUUCCGAGUCAGCCUGCGUUCUCCCUUCCGAGUGCCGUUUCCGGUCCAGAUGUGCCUCGAAAGCAGGAGAAUGUAGAGGAGGAGCCGUACACGAUCAAGUGUAUCUGCAACUUCACUGACGAUGACGGAAACACGAUAUUCUGCGAGACGUGCGAGACAUGGCAGCACAUCGAGUGCUACUACCCAGACAACGUCGAAGACGCCCUGCGGGCUGAUUUCGCCCAUUCGUGCGCCGAGUGCGAGCCGCGAUCAUUGAAUCGCCAGCAGGCCAUCGAACGCCAACGAGCGAGGACCGCUGCGCCAGUUGUUCAAGAAGCUGCCGACAAGAAGCCAAAACGUCCGCCGUCCAAGAGCCACAAGAAGAAGCCCAAGCCGUCCGAGCUUCAGAUCAAUGGUAUCCAUAACGGCGCUUCCGAGAACACGAAGCAUGCCAGUCCCCAGGACAAUCAUCCCCACCCUCCGAAGAGGGCGAAGAACUCGCACAAGUCGAGUCAAUCAAUCAGCUCGCAGGCUCCCAAGCGCAGCCCGUCCCACGGCAGUGCGAAAGUCGCACAUGGCCACCCGUUAAGCCCUGCGACCACUCCGCCCGAUCUUCCGGAUGAUUUCGAGCUCCACAGCUACUCGACUGGCUUCUUGUCGCUGCAUAGCAACCCGGCUUUUCAGAUCGUGAACACCAACAGCUUCGCCGGGUUGCAGGUCUCGAACGCCAUGUCGGCCUGGCUGCGCGACCCGGAAAAGAUGCAGCUUGAAACCGGCUUGUCCUAUGGCGACGUUUUCCAGAAGCUUCCCUCCAACAUCGAUUCAAUACGAGUCAAGCCCGAGAUUGAGCAGACGGAGAAGGUUAUUUCCCCAGGGACUGUCAUCCAGUGGCAGUGUCUCAUAGCGCCGUCGACCGUCGAGAAGGAUGUGCCGCUUCUGGAGGUCAACGGCCAGAUUGGGUUCCAGGCCACCUACUGCGCCGACCCUCAGAAUCGAUGGACCGAGUUCACUGCGCCGCUCCCGUUUGUUCUUUUCCACCCCCUGCUUCCCCUCUACAUCGACACGAGGAGGGAAGGAUCCGAGGCCAGAUUUGUUCGCCGGAGUUGCAGGCCAAAUGCUGUUCUCGAGACAUAUCUCUCGGCCGGCAGCGAAUAUCAUUUCUGGCUAGUAAGCGACCGGCAAAUCGCGGCAAAAGAACAAAUCACGAUCCCAUGGGACUUCCGGUUCCCGCCCGCCGAGAAGGCGCGCGCCCUCCGGACACUGGGGCUCCGCGAUAACGAAGCGGGCGAAUUGGCUGUCGACGAACAUGACUACCAGAAGUAUGCCCCUUGGGUGCAUCUAAUACUCUCGGAGCACGGAGGGUGCGCAUGCAAUCUUGGCGCCGAUUGUGCGUUUGCGCGAUUCCACAGGAAUUACCUGGCAAAGACGCAGUAUCACGUCAACCCACCGAAAAGCAAGAAGCGCAAGCCGAAAGUACAUCAGGCCGUUUCGCCCACGAGCACGGGACAUGCGACGAACAGCCGGGCGCCUAGUGAGGGCCACUUGGAGGAUAUUCCCGAACAUGAUCGCCGAUCUGUGUCCAGUUCCUCGCGGAGCAAGCCGCCCAGUCGCGACAUGACCCCCACAGCACGCCAGGGCUCGUUUGAUACACUUGGUAUACUAACCGAGCCCACGGACCGGGACAAGAGGAAAGUCGCGAUGGUUGAGGACUCGUUCCGCCGCAUGGAACAACAGCAACAACAACAACCGCAGCGGAAGCGGAAACGAGCGUCUGACGGGUCGGGCGGCCCCCAGGCAAGGGCGUCCAAAGCCAGCUCCGCGACCCAGACGCCCAAUCUCCCUAGCGGCUUCCCAGAACGUGAAUACGUUGACACCGGAACCGGCCCGUCGAGGAGUAAAUCGGCAUCGCCCAGCGACGUUAGUCCCACUUACGCCCAGCCUUCUUCGAAAAACCCCGGUUUGCAGCCCGGAUCGGUCCCCGCCCGCUCUCGUCCUGCGUCGGUCGCGCCGCGUCCCAACUAUUGUGAUGCCGGGGUGCAAACGGAUCCGCCUACCACAGGCGAGACGACGGCGACUCCGAAGCGCAGGGUGGGGUUUUGCUUGAGGAAACGGCUUUUGGACAACUGGCAUCAUCUCCGUCUCGAAGAGGAAGAAAAGUCUAAACGACGCGCGCUGGAGCGGCCACACUCCGUCCCGAUGGACGUGGACAACCCGGCCGACCAUGGCGCGCUUGUGUCGUCACCAGUUUCGACCAAGGAGGGCGAAAAGGACCCUGGUGUCGGCGCUUCAGCCCCGGUUGCCUCCAAGGGUUCUUCCCUAACGGACGCACGGCCAGUGUCGCCGAUGAACACGGGCACCAACGAAAGUUCCUUGGCAACCAACGCGGCCAAGCUGAAGUCGCCCGAGCUAAGAGUACAGUUGCCCCCGGUCCCGGCGUUCGAGAGCCCCACCACUGCUCACUCGACAGCGUCAACGCCGGUAUCUGCCAGCGCCGCAAUGGUUCUUUCGCCCUUCUCCGUAUCCAGCUUCCCUAGCCCGUUUGCUCCACCAUCCGUCAACGGCAUCGCCGCGACCCCGAGUCCGGUCAAGAAGAAACUUAGCCUAAGCGACUACAAGAGUAGGAUGAACAAGGCCGCCGCUGCUCGGCCGUCGGUAGGCACCGCCUCACUGAAACCCGGCCCGAGCACAGAGGAACCCAAGUCCGCUACUAGCACGGACGGUGGCACGGCGGCCGGCUCGCCGACGGCGGACAGGGUCAACGAGGGGGCGAGUACCGCCUCCGCCGCUCGGUAGACGACAACGUGCUACGAUCGAUGACGAAAAGAGCAGUGGCGUACCGGGCUUUUUUUUUAUUUAUUUUUUUGUACAAUAUAGUAGAACGGCGACGGACCGAGGUCGCACGACGACCGGGGCAGUUGCUUACAAUGGGCGUUCUCAAAAUCGGGGUGAUGCAGGCAAUUGGCACUUUUGGGGCUUCAUCUUCAUUCCCGUUAUCCUUCCAUCUUCUGAAAAGGGCGGCCUUAUCGCUUUUUAAUUCGGAUUCGGCUGGCGGCGUUCUGGCGGAACGGGUUGGGAAUUGCGGGAUCUGAUGGGACUCUCUACUCGGACGGGCUUUAUUUUGCCACCAACGGCCGGAAAUAUGGAAUGGGGAAUUCGGGGAUUUCUUGGGUCCGGCGAGGUUUAGGUCAUUCUAUUCGGACUUCUUUUUCUUCUGAUGCUCGCCUGGGUUUGGGGCGCCGGCCGGGGUUUAGGGAGGUUGCUGCGAUCGGUUCUAGGAGUGAGUGAACGCAUGGUUUCUGAAUGGGCUUUGUUUUGUUGUUCGGUAGGCUUGGGCCAGACAGAGACUUGAGGUUUGUGGGGAAGCUUUCCUACCUAACCCUCAACUUUCUGGCCUAGGUUACAGGUACGACUACUACUGUUGUUGCUGCUGCUGCUUGGAAGCUGGGGGUUUCUUAUCCCUGGUCCAAUCAAUACAGACAGAAUCCUCCUUUUUUUUCUGU
Messenger RNA from Thermothielavioides terrestris NRRL 8126, 3664 nucleotides. RefSeq lists its product as uncharacterized. NCBI's taxonomy places the organism in Eukaryota, Fungi, Ascomycota, Sordariomycetes, Sordariales, Chaetomiaceae. The coding region runs from base 147 to 2957 and encodes 936 amino acids. The record is from RefSeq and is a predicted model, not a curated record. The transcript has a single exon. Gene Ontology annotation, molecular function: protein binding.